Selaginella moellendorffii is the source of this 1593-nucleotide messenger RNA. RefSeq names its product integrator complex subunit 1 homolog. Bases 106 to 1593 code for a protein of 495 amino acids. Gene Ontology annotation, cellular component: integrator complex. The transcript is spliced from 14 exons. The record is from RefSeq and is a predicted model, not a curated record. NCBI's taxonomy places the organism in Eukaryota, Viridiplantae, Streptophyta, Lycopodiopsida, Selaginellales, Selaginellaceae. Gene Ontology annotation, biological process: U2 snRNA 3'-end processing.
GGGGCCUAUACAAUGUAGCUGGUGGAAAGAGCACUGUGAUCGCUAUUAGAUCGUUUCCUCAGGCGGGAAAUUUCUAGGGUUUAUCAUUUUCUAGGGUUCUAGACGAUGAAGAGGCAGCAUCCUCCCGACGACGACGAGGACGGUCGCGGCAAGCCGAAAGCCAGGGAAGAUCAAGCCCAGGCGCUCGACUUGAAUGCGACUCCGCGAGGAUUCGAUCUCAAUGCGCCAUUUUCGGAAGAAGAGGGGCAGGAGUGGAUUGCUGGCAGUGGCCAGGAGGAUGCUUUGCAUCGCGAGAUUUUCAAGCAGCAUCUGGAGCCAGCAGCUGAUUUGGGAAUUGACGAAGAUUUGGAUAUUCUACAUUCGAUUUGGAGCGCGUGGACACAGGAAAAUUGGCAGCGGCUAGACGAGAUUCUGGAGUCUGUGCUUGAUGAAAUCAGCAGAUUUCCAUCCUCGCCUCCGAGAUAUCAGUACCUUACUUGCUUUUACAUUUCCAAAAAGCUGCCAAACGCUUUCUGUCUUCCAAGAACAUACAAGGCUUUGCUUUCCUUCCUUGAUUCAAGUCCAUCUGAGGCUUCUACAAAGAAACAAAACUUUCUACCUGGUUUUUCUUGCAAGCUCUUGUUUCGAGCUUUUAAUGAAAAGCCCGAAUGGCCUUUAGAAUUUGUGCAGGCCUACUUAGACGAUGCGAUCAACUUGCGUAACUGGGUGGACAGUGAGCACUGCAAAGAGUUUGUCGCUAACAUACUUACGUCAUUUGAUGAGGACCUGACAGUGGGCACGGAAGAUCCAUCAGAUGUCAAGGGCGAUACUGCUCAGCAGUGUAGCCUUAAAAACCGAUACCCUGGGGACGAAAUUCGUCAGAAGGCUAAGGCUGAGUUUAUGCAAGCCCUCAAUCAUCUCUUAAAGGUUCCAUUGAUCAAAGAAAAUCCCCGUAUUCUAAGGAUGUUGACACUAGGUGUAAACUACGAAGAAGUUCGGGUCAUUGCAUCAAGCAUGAUGGAGGGCUGGUUGAAUACUCCCUUCCAUUUUCGUCGCGCGAAACUUCUGCUGGAUCGUGUUCUACAUUUUACAAAUGGCACAACAAUGAAAGAUUUUGAAACGGUUGCAAAUAUUUUAUCUCUACGAUUGAAUCAGGGCGUUUCUCAGAUGAAGAAUGCGUCGACCUCGUUUUAUACAGAGCUUGUCAUUCAGAUAGUUCAGAAAAGACCAGAAUACUCGUCUCUGGCAUUAAAGACAUUUCUUACCGCGGAGCUGAAUUCGACGGGCCCCCAUAAUAUGAAAGGCAUUUCAGUUGUUUUAAAGGCUUUGCCGGAUUCGCUUUCUCCGGAGAGAGCUUUGGCGUUAGUGAUCAAGGAAUUGGUUUUAAGUGACGAUCAUGUAGGACGGCUGCAGGAAGCCGUGACCAGGGUUUUGAAGCAACUAAAAGAGAUUAGCCCUUGUCUCUUAUGCCGGGCUCUACUUGAACCCUGGGAUUCUAUAUUGCAGCAGCAGGAUUCAGCCAGGCAGUCAUGGUUCAAGCAGGUGAUAGAGCUAUCAUGCCAUUUUCUGAUUCAAGCGGCUACUCCUUUUUCCUCCGAUGAAAAUUUCUCAUGA